Molecule: messenger RNA, 2572 nt
Organism: Mus musculus (house mouse)
Lineage: Eukaryota; Metazoa; Chordata; Mammalia; Rodentia; Muridae
Product: RIKEN cDNA 4930522L14 gene
Exons: 4
Coding region: 97-2097 (666 amino acids)
Biological process (GO): regulation of DNA-templated transcription; positive regulation of DNA-templated transcription
Cellular component (GO): nucleus; chromosome
Molecular function (GO): sequence-specific DNA binding
Source: RefSeq, marked validated
AGUUGCGGAGCUGACUUGAUUUGUCCCCUGUUCACUGCUCUCUGUCAUGCCACUGAAUGCUGUUUAGGGUGCUCAGUCAAGCUCCGAAGUUGCGACAUGGAUGCAUUGACCUAUGAUGAUGUGUAUGUGAACUUCACUCAAGAAGAAUGGGCUUUGCUGAAUCCUUCACAGAAGAGUCUCUACAAAGAUGUGAUGUUGGAGACCUACAGGAACCUCAUUGCUGUAGGCUACAAUUGGGAAGACCAUAAUAUUGAAGAACAUUGUCAAAGUUCCAGAAGACAUGGAAGGAAUGAAAGAAUUCUUACUGGAGAGAAUCCCUAUGAAGGCAUUCAGUGCGGUGAAGCCUUUGUUCAUCACAAUAGUUUCCGAAUGCAGAAAAUAACACACACUGGAGAGAAACGCUACAAAUGCAGUCAAUGUGGUAAAGCCUAUGCAGGACCCCAUACUCUCCAAAUACAUGAAAGAACACAUAGUGGAGAGAAACCGUAUGAAUGUAAGCAAUGUAGUAAAUCCUUUGCUUCUCAUGGUCAACUUCGAAAACAUGAAAGAAUUCAUACUCGAGGGAAAUCUUACAAAUGUAAUCAAUGUUCUAAAGCCUUUGUAUACCCUGGUAAUCUUCGAAUGCAUAAAAGAAUGCAUACUGAACACAAACCCUAUGAAUGUAAUCAAUGUACUAAAUCCUUUGCUUCUCAUCGUCAACUUCGAAUACAUGAAAGAAUUCAUACUGAAGAGAAACCCUAUGAAUGUAAUCAAUGUAGUAAAACCUUUGCUUGUCAUGGUCAACUUCGAAUACAUGAAAGAACACAUAGUGGAGAGAAACCCUAUGAAUGUAAUCAAUGUAGUAAAACCUUUGCUUUUCAUGGUCAACUUCGAAAACAUGAAAGAAUUCACACUGGAGAGAAACCUUACAAAUGUGAUCAAUGUGGAAAAGCCUUUUCACACCAAGGUAAUCUCAAAAUGCAUAAAAUAACAACACAUACUGAAGAGAAACCUUACAAGUGUGAUCAGUGUGGUAAAGGCUUUGCAUAUCAUGGAAGGUUCGAAGUACAUAAAAGAGCACAUACUGGAGAGAAGCCCUAUGAAUGUAAGCAAUGUGGCAAAGCCUUUGCAUGUCAAAAUUAUUACCAAAUACAUAAAAGAAUACAUACUGGAGAGAAACCCUAUGAAUGUAAGCAAUGUGGCAAAGCCUUUGCAUAUCAACAUUAUUACCAAAUACAUAAAAGAAUACAUACUGGAGAGAAACCCUAUGAAUGUAAGCAAUGUGGCAAAGCCUUUGCAUAUCAAAAUCAAUACCAAGUACAUAAAAGAAUACAUACUGGAGAGAAACCCUAUGAAUGUAAGCAAUGUAGUAAAUCCUUUGCUUCUCGUCGUCAACUUCGAAUACAUGAAAGAACACAUAGUGGAGAGAAACCCUAUGAAUGUAAUCAAUGUGGUAAAACCUUUGCUUUUCGUGGUCAACUUCGAAAACAUGAAAGAAUUCAUACUGGAGAGAAACCUUACAAAUGUGAUGAAUGUGGCAAAGCCUUUUCACUCCAAGGUAAUCUCAAAAUGCACAAAAUAACAACACAUACUGAAGAGACACCUUACAAGUGUGAUCAGUGUGGCAAAGCCUUUGCAUAUCAUAGUAUGUUCCAAGUACAUAAAAGAACCCAUACUGGAGAGAAGCCCUAUGACUGUAAGCAAUGUAGUAAAUCCUUUGCUUCUCGUGGUCAACUUCGAAAACAUGAAAGAAUUCAUACUGGAGAGAAACCUUACAAAUGUGAUCAGUGUGGCAAAGCCUUUGCACAUCACAGUAAUCUCAAAGUGCAUAAAAUAACAACACAUACUGAAGAGACACCUUACAAGUGUGAUCAGUGUGGUAAAGUCUUUGCAUAUCAUAGUAUCUUCCAAGUACAUAAAAGAACACAUACUCGAGAGAAGCCCUAUGAAUGUAAGCAAUGUGGCAAAGCCUUUUCAUGUCAAAAUUAUUACCAAGUACAUAAAAGAACACAUACUGGAGAGAAACCCUAUGAAUGUAAGCAAUGUAGUAAAUCCUUUGCUUCUCAUGGUCAACUUAGAAAACAUGAAAGAAUUCAUACUGGAGAGAAAAGUUAUUAAUGUAUACAAUAUGGUAAAGCCUAGUCACAAUCAACUUGCCUAAAACUAUAUAAAAUAAAACAUACUAAAGAGUAACCCUAUGAAUAUAACUAAUGUGGUAAAGCCUUUACAGUGAUAUUGAAAGGUGUGAUGGUUUAAAUAUACUUGGACCUUGGCAAGUGGCCGUAUUAGGGAGUAUAGCCUUUUGGAGUAGAUUUGAGAAAGUCUGUCACUGUGGUCUUGGACUCUGAGAUCCUAUGCUUAAGCUCCAACCAGGGCAGAAGAGUCUUCUGGCUGCGUUCUGAUCUAGAUGUCGAAUUCUUGUUUCUUCCAGUACCAUGUCUGCUUGGACACUGCUGUUCUUUUCACCUUGAUGAUAAUAGACUGCACCUUUGAAUCUGUACAAUACCCCCAAUUAAUCAAUUAAUGUCGUUUAUAAGAGCUGCCUUGGUAUUGGUAUUUUUUUUCACAUCAAUAAAACCCAAAUUAAGACGAA